This is a messenger RNA of Dictyostelium discoideum AX4, 2757 nucleotides long. RefSeq lists its product as hypothetical. The transcript has 2 exons. The record is from RefSeq and is a predicted model, not a curated record. NCBI's taxonomy places the organism in Eukaryota, Evosea, Eumycetozoa, Dictyosteliales, Dictyosteliaceae. Gene Ontology annotation, cellular component: nucleus; nucleoplasm. The coding region runs from base 1 to 2757 and encodes 918 amino acids.
AUGAAUAAUUUGAAAUUUGAAGAGUUGAAAAUCAAAGAUGAAGAGCCAAUUUCAUGUGAUAUUGCAAAUAAAAUAAAAGAUUCUAAAGACUUAAAAAAUGACAGCAACGAAAUUAGCGAUCAUAUGAUACCAGAACUAAUAUCAUUAUCAAUAUCAUCUUCAACCCCACUAAAUAAUAAUAAUAAUAAUAAUAAUAAUAAUAAUAUUAAUAAUAAUAAUAAUAAUAAUAAUCAUAAUAAUCAACCUAAAAAAAAAAGAAUAACACCUAAACUAAUAUCAACUAGUAUCGAUUCUUCAUCUGCAACAAACUCUGCAUCACCUUCAACAAAUGCAUCUUCCUCAGCUACAAAUGCCAAUCCUUUUAACUUUAACUAUGAUUUAUCAGCACCAAUAUCAUCAAUGUUUAGUGCAUUUUUUUCAAAAUCUCAACCUUUUUCAACAUCUGCACCAGCAACAUCUGCACCAGCAACAACAAUUAAUAUGGUCACAGAAAGUAGGAAUAAAAAAAUGAUUGAAAAAGAAAAGGAAAUUAAAGAAAAAAGGAAAAGAAAAGAAAGAAUGAGAAAAAAACCUUCAAAAUCAACAAAUGACAAUAAAAAUAGUGAUAGUGAAAAUAAUACAACAAAAACAACAUCAACAACAACCACAACAACAACAACAACAAAUUCUACAGAAAACAAUUCAACUAGUAAUAUAUUUUAUGAUGAUGCAGAUGAUGAUAAUGAGGAUGAGAAUGAUAUUGAUAAAACAGUACCAACAUUAAAAUCAAAGAAAACAUCUCCGUCAUUAAAAAAAAAAAAGAAAUUAAAAGUUUCAAAAACCUUAAAUAUAUUAGAACCAUUCUCUUUUUUAAUCUCAAUGCCACCAAAUCUAUAUGCAUUAUUUUAUUUAGAUUUAAAAGAUUGGUUAUUUUCAAAAGAUUUAAAUAUUGAAACAACACCUUUCACUUCAAACCAUUUAUUAAAAUUAGAGCAACAUGGUAUUGAUACAAAAGAAUUAAUUAAAAUACUUUGUAAUGUAGAAUUGAUUGAAUCUAAUAAAUCUAAAUUAAUAAUAAUACAAGAUUUAUAUAAUUUAAAUUUAAAAAAUUCAUCAUCAACAUUAUUAGUUGAUAAUAAUAAAUUCUUAAAGUUACAAAAAGAGUUAUGGUGGGUUAAAACAACUAAUAAAAUGUUUUUAAAACCAUCAGUUAUGAAACCCUCAAGUCUAUUUAAAGUUUGGUUUGGUUUCUUAGUAUUGGAAUUAUGGUAUCGUUUCAUUUGGGCCUACCAUACUCAAAAAGUUUAUAAUCAAUUAGGUGGUGGUAGUUUAAUGAUUCAAGAUAAUGAAGAUAGUGAUAGUGAUGAAGCUGGAGUUGAUGCUGAUGAAGUUAUAGAUUUGGAUGAUCUUGGUAAAGGUGAUGAAGACGAGGAUGAGGAUGAUGAAGAUGAUGAUGAAGAUGACGAAGAUGAGGAAGAUAUUGAUGAUGGUGAUGAAAUCAUCAUUUAUGAAGGUGAAGAUCAUACGAUUUCAAAAAUAAAGGAAAUUAAUCACCAAAUUCAAUCUACAACUGCCUCUUCAUCAUCCUCAUCAGAACAUGAAGAUGAUUCAAUGGAUGUUGAUGAUGAAGAUGAUGAAGAUGAUAAUAAUAAUAAUAAUAAUGAUGAUAAUAAUAAUAAUAAUAAUAAUAACAAUAACAAUAAUAAUAAUGAAAUUCAUAAUAAUGAAACUGAAGAUAUUAUAGAAGAUGUAAACAAACCAAAUAAUUCAUCCACUUCAUCAUCCACCACUGCAAAGAAAACCAUAACAAAUAAUAAUGAUAAUAAUAAAAACCAAAGUAUACAACUUGAACUAAUCCCAACUAUGGUGCCAAUAUUUUUUGUGCAUGAUACAAUCACUGAAUCAAUUAAUGAAAUAGAAGCUGAAUUUUGGGAUACAGGUAUUUGGAAUAUUAAAAAAGCAACUGAAACAUUUAGUCAAUUCAUUCAUUCCUAUUAUAGGGAUAGUAAAUCACUUCCAUCUCUUACAUUUGCAGAGAUUCACGAAAAUAUUCAUAAAUUUUAUAACAAAAAAUACAAAUCUUUCAUAAAUGAUCUUUGUAUAAAAACUAGUGGUAGUGAUGGUUUUAAUUGGUUUUGGUCAAACGAUUCUUUAUUAAAUACAACAACAACAACUACCACCUCUGCUACAACACAAACAUUACUAAACAAUGAAAUCACUAGUGAUAAUAAUAAUUAUAAUAGUAAUAAUAGAUUACUUGAAUUUAUUAAUAAUGUUAAUGUCCAACAAUUUAAUAAUUUAACACAAGGUGGAGUUGUAUCACAUAGUCAUACAUUUUAUUAUAUGUUCCCAUUCUUUGCUGAUAUGAAACCACCAACUCAUCCAAUUAGUGAUUAUUAUAUGGGUUUAAAAAGAAGGUUAGAGAAACAAGGUAUAUUCAAUAAAGAAGUUGAAAAAAUCGUUGAAACUUUGGAUCGUCUUUUAGAGGAACGUCAAUUAAUUCAAAGAACAAAAUCAAACUCUUCCAAUUCCAAUGAUACCAACGAACAACAAGAUAACAUUCCAUCAGUUUUGAAAGCUGUUGAUGAUUAUCAUACAACUAGAAUUAAAUAUUUAGAUGAAUUAAUCAAUACCCUAAAGGCAGAAUAUCAUAAACUUACAAACAAAGUUGACCAAUUACCAUCAACUAAAAAAUCAAUAAGAUCAAAUAAUAAUGAUAAUAAUAAAAAUAAAGAUAAUAAUAAUAAUAAUAAAUCAACACCAACUACAAAAUUGUAA